GAAACGUGGAGAACGGCUUGCUCGUGUAGUCGGACUUCACUAUGAUUAUCCCGAUCCGCUGCUUCACCUGUGGGAAGAUUGUCGGGAACAAGUGGGAGGCUUACCUGGGUCUCCUCCAGGCUGAAUACACAGAGGGGGACGCUCUGGACGCACUGGGCUUGAAGAGGUACUGCUGCCGCAGGAUGCUGCUGUCUCACGUCGAUCUGAUCGAGAAACUGCUGAACUAUGCGCCGCUGGAGAAAUAAGACCCCGGGGACUCGGGAUAGAUUCAAAAUGGCUUCAUUGGCUCUCUCUCUGUGUGUGUGAAAUCGUGUUCGCUGCACUGAUUUCUGUGGCUUCUUUACUCUUCUAUGCUAUCUGUUCAUCAUCAUACACACAGUGCAGUGCUUGUAUUUCCUUUUCUAAUGUUUAUAAAUAAAAUGGUAAAGAUGA
This is a messenger RNA of Ictalurus punctatus (channel catfish), 432 nucleotides long. RefSeq names its product RNA polymerase II, I and III subunit L (gene polr2l). The record is from RefSeq and is marked provisional. NCBI's taxonomy places the organism in Eukaryota, Metazoa, Chordata, Actinopteri, Siluriformes, Ictaluridae. Gene Ontology annotation, biological process: transcription by RNA polymerase II; tRNA transcription by RNA polymerase III; transcription by RNA polymerase I. Gene Ontology annotation, molecular function: zinc ion binding; DNA binding; DNA-directed RNA polymerase activity. Gene Ontology annotation, cellular component: RNA polymerase III complex; RNA polymerase II, core complex; RNA polymerase I complex.